AUGAGGCCCAUGAAAAUAACACUUGGGGAUGAAGAUGAUGUUCGUGCUUGUAUUAAGUCAGCCAGCAACUUAAAGAGGAGCAAUGUUUUCUCCAGGACUAGUAUCUCAUUUGAUCGUACACCUCGACAGAUCUUGCAUUAUAAAAAACUGAAACAGGAGAUGGAAGAACGCUCUGCAAGAGGCGAAGACGGCUUAAAGAUCAAGUACGUUCGUGGUGUCCCUAGAAUCGUUUCGGAAAACUAG
This is a messenger RNA of Acanthoscelides obtectus, 243 nucleotides long. The record is from the annotation of a GenBank genome assembly. Lineage: Eukaryota; Metazoa; Arthropoda; Insecta; Coleoptera; Chrysomelidae.